CUUCCCUUCGUAUAACAUCUCAGGUCCUUUACAUUUCCUUGAAUGCAUGCACGAUGGUAGACUUCAACGAUUCUGUGAGGGGUAAGCCUAGAGUUCGACGGAAAACGCCAAAGAAGAAAACAGGCUGUCUCACGUGUAAGAUACGUCGUGUCAAGUGCGAUGAAAUCCAUCCUGCUUGUAGGAGAUGUACUUCGACUGGGAGGAAAUGCGACGGUUAUGCAGAAGACACUAAAUCUCAAACAUCGGAACCUGUGAGGUCAUCCACUCACGGCCAAGUGACCGAACAGGCGCUGGACACACCCUCAUUGGGGAAAUUGAUGUCGGGUGGAGCUGUGUCAGUGGACCUUGACGACCUUUGGCCAACCGUAGACCCCCCUCAUAUCGAGCGCAUCUUCUUGCCCCUGUUCUCUAUUGGGUCCACUACAGACCACUUACCGGGUCGAGCGUUUCAUUACUUUAUACACCGCUCAGCAAUCGACCUAACGGGGCCCUUGGAAUGCUCUAUCUGGCAGGAACACAUUCUCAGUGUAUGUGCUACCAGCCCAGCUCUUCAACACGCUGUGGUGGCCUUGGCGGGCUUUCACGAGAAGUUUAGCAUUCCUUCCAGCCAGAUAUCUGACGAACAAUGUUGGCGCCAAUAUUCCAUCGCUGUCAAAAGUACCAAACAUCUGGUCGAAUUAGCAUCACGGCCCCCCAAAGAGACAAGGAAGUAUCGAAGUGCAGUCACAGACGAGAUCCUGGUCGCUUGCGUCGUAUUCUUUACCAUUGAAAUACUGCUAGGCAAUUUCGACACUGCAUCACGCCACAUCGCCUCCGGCCUUGCUCUUUUUCAAACAUACCUUUUCGAAAGCCACCUGAAGAAUACCCCUCUUGAAUCGUGCGACCACAGCAGCCCUACCUCGUGCUGUUGUUCAGUCGGGUCGUUAUCCACUGUGUUCCCACUCAACCCCUGCGCGAAAUCCCUGCUCGCCGUCUUUUCAAGAAUGGACAUGCAGCUUCUUUCCUUGCUCCCAAAGCGACAUCAUGCACGACGCCUGAGUGCAAUGUCUCGUGAGGACCAUAUUAGAUACGAGAUGCUUCAACUGGCGCAACCGUUUCCAGACGAACCUGCUGUGAGAUUGCAUCAACUACUCAGACGAGAUUUGUAUUGGAUACAUUACUUCGCCGCGCCAUGGAGGUACUCACCCAAUCCGCCAGAAGAGCUAUACGCAACGCAAACAGAACUCUUAAACACACUUCGACAAUGGAAACGCAAAUACCACGAAGGAAAAGACCCUGAAUUUCAUUGGCUCGCUAUCAACACGGAACCAACAUCGAUGGAAGCACAUCUCCUUCUCAUAUACCACCUCACCACCCUUAAGCUAUCUGUCACAUUGUGCUCAAAUGAGUCUAUAUACUCUACACCUGACAGCAUACGAAGUUUCUCCGCCAUGCUUUGCUAUGCUUUCAUCAUCCUCAAACGACGCAAUGCAGAACUCGAUCCGGUCUACCUACCAAAAACGCAAAGCGAGCACUACUUCAGCCUCGAAAGCAGCAUUGUGGAAGCUUUGUACUAUAUUGCCACAAAACUUCGACACAGCCUACUACGGAAAUGCGCACUGGGGUUGCUCAAGUGCGCUGGUAGGGAGGGCGUCUGGGAUAGUACCAUCUUAUCUUGCGUUGCCGAGUACCUGAUCAAUCUUGAGGAGGGGAAUACCUUUCCAUCGCACAUUCCACCAGCCAACCUCGAGACGCUCGACAUGGGUCAACGAGACAAGGAUGUUUCGAGUUUGCCGUUUUGUAUUGCGGGAAAAAUGGCUCAGGACUUGGUCAAGAGAAUCGUAUUGGAGGAUUCCAUGCCAGAUCUGAACGAGUUGGACUCAAUUGACCAGGAGAAGUUGGUGAAUUCCGUUCAUUUCGAUAUCGAUAAGUUGACUACGAAAGUUGAAAUAGAGUGUGGGUGGUAUGAUGAGACCAGAAAGCAAUGGAGGUAUGAAAAGAAGUUGUUAGAAUAUGAUAGAUGUGGGGCUUGA
This is a messenger RNA of Periconia digitata, 2012 nucleotides long. The record is from the annotation of a GenBank genome assembly. Lineage: Eukaryota; Fungi; Ascomycota; Dothideomycetes; Pleosporales; Periconiaceae.